Messenger RNA from Aquila chrysaetos chrysaetos, 2483 nucleotides. RefSeq names its product myozenin 3 (gene MYOZ3). Gene Ontology annotation, cellular component: actin cytoskeleton; Z disc. The coding region runs from base 230 to 973 and encodes 247 amino acids. The transcript is spliced from 7 exons. The record is from RefSeq and is a predicted model, not a curated record. NCBI's taxonomy places the organism in Eukaryota, Metazoa, Chordata, Aves, Accipitriformes, Accipitridae. Gene Ontology annotation, molecular function: telethonin binding; FATZ binding; actin binding.
UGUCUGGGCUGGAGCCCAGCAGGGGUUGGGGCGAGCGGCAGGGAACCCGGGGUGCCACGGAGGGCCAGCCGGGGCCACCGAGCACUGGUGGCCGCAGCUUGGCUUCGGCCUCAUCCCCUGCACAGCAAGAGAGCAUUUUCGGUCCCCGGCAUCUGGGGGUGUCCCCUGGCCAGCUGGGCAGGAUCCAUCCCUCUCCCACAAAGCUGCCCCAGGAGCGUGGCAGCAAGUGAUGACCAUCAUGAGACCGGGCCCUGAAGACGUGCCCCGGCUGGACCUGGGCAAGAAGGUGAGCGUGGCGCAAGACCUGAUGAUCGAGGAGCUCUCCCUGCCGAACAACCGUGGCUCCCUGCUCUUCCAGCAGCGCCAGAGGCGGAUGCAGCGCUUCACCUUUGAGCAUCCCAGUGGCUACAGGGAGCUCCCAGGGCCAGGGGCGAGUGGCUCACAGCGCACCGAGAAAGGUGACCUGGAGGGAACAGCAAAUGAGUGGACGCCAGGGGAGGAUGCCGAGGGCCAGCAGAGUUAUCACUCCGAGCUCCACGUGGCAGCAUCGCCCCAGGGCGGCCCCCCUGAAGUGCCCAAGAAGACAGAGAAAGUCUUGCGGAUGAGCAAAGUCCUCAACCCCGAUGCUCUGGCCCCGGGGUACUCGGGCCCCCUCAAAGAAGUCCCCCCGGAGAAGUUCAAUGUCACCGCCAUCCCCAAGGGCUACCGAUCCCCGUGGCAGGAGCUCCUCGGUGACAAGGACAAGGCUGUGCAUGGCGAGAACAAGCCGCCCGUGAGACCCUCUCUGUGGGACUUCAGGAGCUUCAACAGGACUCCCGCCCCAUUUGACAGAGCACUGGUCAGCGACCUGUUCUUUGUGCCUGCCAUGGAGCUGGAUAACUUGAGUGUUCUGGAGGUGAUUUCCCACAGACGCAACUUCAACAGAGUGCCGCAAGGUUGGGUGCGGAUUCUACCAGAGAGCGAUGAGCUGUAGUACAUGCGCUCCCUUCCCCAUCACCACGGAUGCUUUUCUCGCUCGACUCAAGCAUAAUUUGCACGGUAGGGGAGAGGGGAGUAAGUACUCUUCGUGAAAGCUAAGCUAGUGGUCUCGGGUUGUCAUCUUCUUCAACGGGAUUUGAACAAACUCAAGUCUGGGACCAUUUUGAACUGCCCUUGUACCAGCCAUUUUCACAAGGGCAUUUAGUGCUAAGCUAACCAGCCAAGUUCUCAUCAUUAAUGCAAGCAGAUCCCCGUAAGCUCCUGUACAGCCUGUCCUUUUCCCUGCCUCAUGGAAAAUGGCAGGACCGCCAGCUGCAACACACCAAGCUGUCUCGGUGCUUCUCCACCGACACACAAGACCUGCUCUGACAGCUGGUGCCUUUGCAGAGAAAUUCCAUCUUCAGGACAACUCUACAUCUGUCAUUCCGGUCAGGAUGGCGAGAGGAGGCAAUAAUUGAAGAGCAGCAGCAAAACAAUUUACCAGAAGCAUUGGCAUGUUAAAAGCACUUACCUUGGGCUUGGCUGGACAACAAAAACAAAUGAGGAACUGGCAUCUGCCUGUUUACCAACACAGCACAACCAGGAUGUAUGAGAGAAAAACAUUGGGAGUUGGAAACUUGUGACCCGUUUUCCGCAAGCUACUGGCUAGCACUUGGCAGCUGAUAUUUUCCCCUCCCUACUGCUAUUUGCAUGCCUUGCUUAAACACCUAAGCCCUUUGAUUGACUUACGCCAGGUUUGCUUCAUAUAGUUGGUCAAUAAGGAUCAGGCCUCGCCUGGACCUGCUGCACUGUAGAAUUGCACCAGUCUGAAGAUACUGCCAGGGUAUUCUGGUAACUUCGACAUCAGUGGGAAGGAAAAGCAGCACAGUCGUGACUCCAGAGCAAGCACGGGCUUCUCCGUGAAUGCAAAAAUCAGCAGUGAGGAUUCAGCUACACAAAUGUUUUCAGCAGUGACACAGAGUGAGACAUGCAGCUAACAACAGUCUAUAGGACAGUCAUCAGAACAUCUGGAAAACCCUGCUAACUGCUAACAAAAAUCUCUUAACACAGGCUUUCUGUAAUUGCUUUCGUCAGGUUCUUAAUGUUACCCUUAUUUAAUCUUGCAAAAGCAGGAGCAUCAGGAUAAAAGUUUCUUUUUCCACCACCGUGGUUAAAUCAGGCAAGUAAAUUUUGUGGUAAAAAUGCAGUUAACAGCUACCUCACUUGUGAGGUGUAUUUGUAAUGCUGUGCAGACAGAUGCGCAGAGCAAAUCCCACACAGGGAUUCUGCUGCCGGAACACACCGUUCAGGCAGUAAACUUUCAUUGCUCUGUUCUUCCCGCAGAAGCAGGAGGGGACAAGCAAAUGGAAAGAAAAAGGGUCCGUUCCUUAAACAUUAAAAAUUUAUGAUGCUCAACUGCUGUCCUGUUCCAAACCCAUCUCUCUCCUCCUUUGUCCAUCAGCUGAAGAAGCCGUGUACUCCUGGGGACCUGGCUGGAAAUAAUAAAUAAAUUGCGAUAACGUAAA